AUGGCCGAAGAGGAGGAGGAGGAAGAUGUUGACAUCUGCGGUGGCGUCUCCCCAUUACCGAUUGUGCCGGCACCUCUGCUGCUCGUCGAAGAUGAAACUGCCAGUGGCAGCCCAAGCUCCAGCAGCAGCAGUUUAGAUACUGAUUCCAGCGACAGCGAUUCAGAUACUGAUUCCGGCAGCAGCGACUCAGGUUCAGAGCACUCGGGCGGUAGUGAUUCAGAUUCUGAUUUAGACGAGAUCGUCGACAGCCCAACUCCUCCAACAUGCGAGCAGCUCGCCCGUGCUCUAGAAAGGCAGGCCACGUCCCGGGCGAGGGAGAAGGCCCGUCAGGAAGUGCUCGAGACGAAGAGGACGGCAAUGCCCGACAAUACCCUAUACCCAGAGGACCUGAGGAGGCUCAGCAUUGAUGAGUACAACACGGCGAGGCCCAACAACCUGUUGCGAAAGAUUGGACUCUACCUCAAGGUUGACGACCACGACUGGAAGCAGCGGCAGCACCACCGUCAAAGCUUCGAAGAAGACCUAGAGGAAGGGGAGAUUCCAUCGUGA
This is a messenger RNA of Aegilops tauschii subsp. strangulata, 549 nucleotides long. Lineage: Eukaryota; Viridiplantae; Streptophyta; Magnoliopsida; Poales; Poaceae. The record is from RefSeq and is a predicted model, not a curated record.